Molecule: messenger RNA, 3131 nt
Organism: Vespa velutina
Lineage: Eukaryota; Metazoa; Arthropoda; Insecta; Hymenoptera; Vespidae
Exons: 10
Coding region: 653-3019 (788 amino acids)
Biological process (GO): sensory perception of smell; detection of chemical stimulus involved in sensory perception of smell
Cellular component (GO): plasma membrane
Molecular function (GO): odorant binding; olfactory receptor activity
Source: RefSeq, a predicted model, not a curated record
ACAUUUUAAAAGCCUUUAGAAUAAUCAACUUGAAUCGUAUAUCGUAGAAUCUCGUCAUUUAUUUCUAACUAUUUAUAUAAUAAUGUUGUAAUUAUACGUGAUACUCGUAGGCAGAGAAAUUGUUUGAAAACGAUAUACUAACUCGAAUCCAGUGUUAUAAAAAUUUAUCGACGGUAUAGCUAGAUAGAGAGAGAGAAAGAGAAACAGGAUAAUUAUUGGUUAUACAUUAUGAUGUAAAUUAUAUAGUACAUAGAAUAAGACGAUAAUAACUGCGAUCUAAAUAUUUACUGUACUGGUAAAGAAGCCCUUCUUCCGUUGUUAACAAUGAAAGUAUGAAUAAAGAAUAAACACAGAAAGACAUUGAUAACUAUGGAACGUGCAUACGUACGUACUAAUAAUUCAGUAUUUUAGUAUUUCUUAUCUUCAGUGAGAAGAUGAAACAUAUUUUCUUUUCUUUCCUCGUUUUUUCCUUUUUUCGUUUUUCUUUUCUUUUUUCUUUUCUUUUCUCGUUUUUUUUUUUUUUUUUUUUUUUUUUUUUUUUUUUUUUUUUUUUUAAGGACAAGCUCCAUCGAUAUUUUUACAAUCUCGUAAAGCAAAAGAUUGUCAUAAUAUAAAAUUGACUAAAAGAUAAAACAAAAUAUUAAUCGAAAGAAUGCAUAUUCUUCCUUUGUCAUUCGGCCUAUUAACUUGCGUUGGUUUUUGGCGACCGACCAAAUGGUCAUCGAAUUCUUUGAAAUAUUUCAUUUAUAACGUUUAUACGAUUUUCAUGGUAUUCUUGCUUUAUACAUUUGCAUUCUGUGGAUUCAUGGAUGCUCUGAUUGAUCAUAACUUGGAUAACUUACUCGAAAAGUUUUCACUCUUUAUAUCCGUAAUAGGAGUGUGUAUCAAAGUGACGAAUAUUUUAAUCAAUCGAAAGACUGUUAUUUCAGUUGCAGAUAUGCUUCUAAAGGAGAUAUGCAUUCCACGUGACUCUAAGGAGCUGGCGAUUAAAGAGAAAUUCGAUAAAAAUGCCAAGAUUAUAACAAUUUAUUGCGAAAUCUUGAACGAGACAACCGUCUUCUUCGCCACUGUCGCUCAAUUUGGUAAAUUCUUAGAAACUCGUACUUUACCACUUGCCAAUUGGACACCAUACGAUCGUACCUCGAGUAUCAUGUUUUGGAUGACUUUACUUCAUCAAUCCUUUGGUCUCAUGGUGUGUGCCAAUUCAAGCGUGGCUCACGAGACCAUAAUAUCCGGACUGAUGAUACAAAUUUGUGCUCAAUUGGAAAUACUCUGUCAUCGGGCAAGAAUAUUGCCAACGUUACUGCAAAAGAUACAGGAAAAUUAUUCCUCUGAAGAGGAUCUUAAAAAAGUCGAAAAUAAAGUUAUUGGUGAAUUGGUCGAGUAUCAUCUUUACGUUUAUAAAUUUGCUAAAAAGGUCAACGAUGUGUUCACCUUUAUGAUAUUCAUGCAAUUUUCUAUAAGCUCUACAGUACUCUGCAUGAGCGUGUAUAAAUUAUCAACAAAAGAUGUGAUAAGCCUUGAUUUCCUUUGGACAUUUUUUUAUCUCGCGUGUAUGCUCACGCAACUCUUUCUUUAUUGUUGGUUUGGUAACGAAGUUACAUUAAGGAGUAAAAAAAUUGGAGACGCAUUUUAUGAAAUGGAUUGGACGUCGUUAAGAGAUAGAGUAAAUAAAAGUCUUAUUAUAAUAAUGGCACGAACAAAGAAAACUAUCGAAAUGAAUAGCGGAUAUAUAGUAAAACUCUCAGCAAAAUCGUUUAUGACCAUAAUUAAGGCCUCAUAUUCUGCUUAUAAUGUUUUACAAACUUCAAAAAUGCAUAUUCUUCCUGUAUCAUUUGCAUUGUUUACGUACGUUGGAUAUUGGCGACCAGUGAAUUGGCCAAAAAAUUCUUUCAAAUCCUAUCUUUAUAAUCUUUACACUCUAUUCAUGAUAUUCAUCUUAUGUUUAUUCGCAUUUUGUGAAAUCGUCGAUGCUUAUGUCGAUCAUAAUGUAAACACAUUCAUCGAAAAGUUUACUCUUACGAUAUCGGUCAUAGCAGUGUGUAUUAAAGUUAUAAAUCUCACUUUGCGUCGGGAAAGUAUUAUUUCGUUGAUCAAUAUGCUUCUGAAAGAUGAUUGCGUACCACGGGAUUCGGGGGAACAAAAGAUAAAGGAGAAAUUCGACGAGAACGCUAAGAAGAUCACGAUUUAUUGCGAAUUUUUAAACGAGGCAACAGUAGUCUUCGCCAUAAUAUCACAGAUCGUAGACGCCGUAAAUGAACGUAUCCUGCCAUUUGCCAAUUGGACUCCUUACGAUCAUUCCUCGGACAUUAUGUUUUGGAUCUCUUUGAUUCAUCAGUCCGUAGCUCUUUUGGUGUGUGCAAAUGCAAGUGUUGCUCAUGAGACCAUCAUUUCUGGAUUGAUGUUGCAAAUUUGUGCACAAUUGGAGAUACUUGGUUAUCGUGUAAAAAUGUUGCCGAUGUUACUGGAAAUGGCACGAAAGAAUUGCGAUCAUAUCGUUAAUUGGACGAGAGAGGAGAAAAGGAUCAUUCGUGAAUUAAUCGAGUAUCAUCUUUACAUAUACAGUUUUGCGACUAAAGUCAACAACGUUUUUACUACGAUGAUCAUGCUACAGUUCUCUAUAAGUUCGAUUGUACUCUGUUUGACCGUUUAUAGGAUGUCCAAGACAGAAAUCACUAGCUUUGAAUUUUUAUGGGCAGUUUUUUAUCUUGCCUCUAUGUUCAUGCAAAUCUUUCUCUAUUGUUGGUUCGGCAACGAAGUGAUAUUAAAGGUCGACGUACACAUAAUAUCUUUUAUGUGGCAUAUUCUAUACAGCAAGCAAAUCGGAGAGGUGUUUUAUGAAAUGGAUUGGACAUCAUUAAGAACUGACAUUAUCAAAAUUCUUCCUAUCAUAAUGUCUCGAACAACAAAACCUAUUGAAAUGAGAAGUGGCUAUGUGAUAGUAUUGUCAGCUCAAUCGUUUACAAGUAUAUUGAAUACAUCGUACACAGCUUACAACGUUUUGCAAAAAUCCUCAUAAUAAUUGAAAAAGUUCAGUUAGAGCAAUCAACGUUAGUAAAAGCAAAAGCAUCGAUAUUUUUCUGUACACAAAAAUGUACAAAAAAUGUACAAAAAAUAAAAUAUCAAUUGUU